Messenger RNA from Nelumbo nucifera (sacred lotus), 923 nucleotides. RefSeq names its product WCRKC thioredoxin 1 (gene WCRKC1). Lineage: Eukaryota; Viridiplantae; Streptophyta; Magnoliopsida; Proteales; Nelumbonaceae. The record is from RefSeq and is a predicted model, not a curated record. Gene Ontology annotation, cellular component: chloroplast stroma.
UCUCGCCAUUUAAUAUCAAAAUAAAGGGAAAAAAAAAAGAAGAAACCAAAUCGGCUUCUGAGCAAUCAUAUUCACAAUUCCCAAAUGCUUGUCUUAUAGUUCUGUGAUCCUUUGUUCAGAACAUUUUCCUUUGCUGUGCUGAAUUGCUGAUUAUUUGAGACACACACACAGACAUAGUGAAGGUAGAAUGGCAGUUUUAGUUGCAAAUUCACAUAUAAUAUACAGGGACCCUAUUUGUUACAGAGAUCAACAACAACAGUCAUCGACUGGGGGAAGCUGUUCGGUGUCACUGAGCGGAACAGGAUUCUCGUCUUCCACUUUUGGUUUUGGAAGAAGCGAUAGUAGAAUGAGAGAGGGCAGAAGGAUAUCCAGGAUUUAUUUUAGAGCUGAAGCUUUUUCCAGGCCAAAUGUCCUCCAAAUGGAACCCAUCUCCGACUGUGAUCACUUCGACCAGAUUCUUCUCCAAGCCCAGCAGCUCUCCCAGCCUAUCGUCAUCGACUGGGUGGCUACUUGGUGCCGAAAAUGUAUCUAUUUGAAGCCCAAAUUGGAGAAAUUGGCAGUGGAAUAUGAUACCAAAGCAAAAUUUUACAGCGUGGAUGUUAACACGGUCCCUCAAACUUUGGUGAAGCGUGGAAAAAUCUCGAAAAUGCCUACAAUUCAGGUCAGUUGGGUGUGGAAAGAUGGAGAGAUGAAGGAGGAGGUUAUUGGGGGGCACAAAGCGUGGUUGGUGAUUGAAGAAGUCAAACAAAUGAUCCAAAAGUACAUUUAAGGAAUGGUUAUUAUUGCUUUUUUUUCUUUCUCAAAAAUGUGUAUUUUUUUCUGUUAAUAUGUAUCUCUCUUGCCUUAUUAAUGUCAUUAAUUGUUGCCAGUUCUUUAUAAACUUGUGUUUGUAUAGUUUAGACUAAUAAAAUAUUUACAUAUAA